UGGAUUUCUGAAUCUGAAGAUAUGUUACAACUUGAAAAUUUGUAAUAGUAAUCGUAUAUCCAGUGAUGUAACUAACAGUGAUCAUAUACCUAGUGAUGUACCCAAUAGUGCCCAUAUACCUAGUAAUGUACCUAAUACUGAUCCUACAUCUAGCGACAUAUUUAACAGCAAUCGUAUAUCUAGUGAUGUACCUAAUAGUGAUCGUGUAUGUCUAUAGUUAGUCAUAUGUAUGUAGUUAAGGAAGAGCUUUUCUCCGGAUGGAUUCAACGACGAUAUUAGUUUGAACUUCUGCCACUGAUCGUACGAUAAAACUCGACGCGUAUUCAAGCACGAAAUGAUACGUGGACCUUGGAUUCUGUCGAUGGUAAAGAACACCUCGAGCAAAAAUGGAGAUAAAACGUGACACCAUUAUCGGUUUACCAGGAACAAAAAUACCAAAUGUAACCCUGGGACAGUACAUCUACCAACGACUGCAGGAUCAUGAAGACAACAUUGUUCAGGUUGAUAUUCAGACUAAUAAACAUUACACGAGCCGCGAAAUCCUUGAAAAGAGCGUAGUACUCGCUGACAUUUUGAAAAGAUAUGGGAUACAAAUUGAAGAUAGAGUUGGAAUCGCGAGCGAAAAUCAUCCGAGUUAUAUGGUCGUCGCGUGUGCGGCUUUCUUUACGGGGGCUGCAUGGGCGCCAUUAAAUCCGGCAUACACUGAAAGAGAGUACAGACACAUGUUGGACAUCUAUCAACCUCGAGUCAUGUUCGUAACGCGGCGCACGGAAAAAAUUAUAAGUGAAAUUGCACCAACUUUAAGCUGGACUAUGAAGUUGAUACAAGUGGACGACGAGCCUCUCGAUGGACAGAUGAUCACGUUGAAAGAACUUUUGGAUAAACAUAAAAAUAUGGUGAAUUUGAACACCUUUAAACCGGUGUCGGUGGACGAUAAUUCCAAACGAAUGGCAGCCAUUUUGGGAUCGAGUGGGACAACUGGAUUUCCAAAAGGCGUUAUGCUGUCCCAUCUAAAUUUAUUAACAUUCAUAAGUCACAUUAGGUCUCCAGAGUGUAUGAACUCAAGGUCAGGUGACCGUGUAAUGAUAUUCUUACCAUUAUUCCACGGUUACGCGGUCGGUAUGAUGUGCAUGUCGAUAAGUACAGGUGCAAUCAUAUACAUAAUGCGAAAUUUCAAGCCGGUCUCGCUUUUCAAAGCGAUCGACGAGUACAGGAUUACCCACCUUCCAUUGGUCCCUCCAGUUAUGACAAUUCUGGCUAAACACCAGAUGGUACCGAAAUACGAUUUCACCAGCGUCAGAGAAGUAAUUUGUGGAGCGGCACCACUUCAAAUGAAGAUGUGGAAAGAGGUGCAGAGACGCACGAAAAUGAGAUACGUUCGGAACGGUUAUGGCAUGACGGAAUUAUCCAUAGUGUCGAACCUGAGCGAUAGGGAGAGUACAGACGAUAACGUAGGCGUCGCGAUACACGGAUUUCAAUGCAAAAUAGUGGAUCCGGAAACGGGCAAAUCCCUCGGGACAAGAGGGGUCGGUGAAGUUUGCUUUAAGGGCGAUCAAGUGAUGAUGGGUUACUUCAAGAACCCGAAAGUCACCGCGGAAACGAUCGACAAAGAUAAUUGGUGUCACACCGGGGAUUUAGGAUACCUGGACGAGAAAAACGUUUUGUAUAUCACCGGUCGGAUAAAAGAAUUGAUCAAAUACAAAGGUUACCAAGUGUCGCCGUCAGAGCUAGAAGCUGUGAUUCUGACGCAUCCGAACGUCAAGGAUGUCGCAGUUUUAGGGAAACCGCACGAGGUCAGCGGCGAAAUACCGAUCGCUUUUGUUGUCAAACAACCGGGUACCAACCCGUCCGCUGAGGAAAUUGUGGAAUUUGCGAACAGAAACCUGUCACCGGAGAAAUGGAUAAGAGGCGGCGUUAUAUUUGUCGGAGACAUCCCUAAAACUCCAUCGGGCAAAAUUUUGAGACGGAACAUGAUGGGUUUAAUUCCUAAAUUGUAAAUCAAAGUAUUCCCGGAUCGAUUAGAUGAAUACUGUGAAUUUAACUAAUUAUUGAAUAGUGUAAAUUGAAUUUUGUAAAUUUAAUGGGAUAUUGAUUAUUAUAAAUUUGAUCAAAUAUCGAUUAUUGUAAAUUUAACCGAAUAUUGAUUAUUGUAAAUUUGAUCAGGUAUUGAUUUUUGUAAAUUUAAUCAGAUAUUGAUUAUUGUAAAUAA
Megachile rotundata (alfalfa leafcutting bee) is the source of this 2209-nucleotide messenger RNA. Its product is annotated as luciferin 4-monooxygenase. The record is from RefSeq and is a predicted model, not a curated record. NCBI's taxonomy places the organism in Eukaryota, Metazoa, Arthropoda, Insecta, Hymenoptera, Megachilidae. Gene Ontology annotation, molecular function: CoA-ligase activity.